AUGGUGUGACCUUUUCUGAGGCCUUUUUUAGCGUAUUACGACCAACCAGCUAAAUGGCAGUUCUACGUGGAUGGAGAUUCGUGGGCUUUGUGUCCUGCAUCGUUGGCGCCGUGGGACUAACUCUAUACCCUGUGAUUGUGGACCCGAUGCUAAACACCGAGAAAUACAAAACCCUGCAGGAAUACAGCAAGAUAAAGAGAGAUGAACUGCAGCAUAUUAAAAGGCAGUAGAACCCCCGAUCAUAAUACUCUAGUUGUACACCUAAGAACCAAAAUAUGUGUAUUUUCGUUUAAAUUAUAACGCACUACAAUGUACAUAUGUUGAGCUCUAUUUAAAUACAAAAUAGGCUGAUUGUC
Messenger RNA from Drosophila takahashii, 356 nucleotides. RefSeq lists its product as uncharacterized. The record is from RefSeq and is a predicted model, not a curated record. Gene Ontology annotation, biological process: mitochondrial respiratory chain complex IV assembly. Lineage: Eukaryota; Metazoa; Arthropoda; Insecta; Diptera; Drosophilidae. Gene Ontology annotation, cellular component: mitochondrial inner membrane.